This is a messenger RNA of Caenorhabditis auriculariae, 2121 nucleotides long. NCBI's taxonomy places the organism in Eukaryota, Metazoa, Nematoda, Chromadorea, Rhabditida, Rhabditidae. The record is from the annotation of a GenBank genome assembly.
AUGCGCUACCAUCGUUGGCGAUUCUGCCUCACGGAUGAAAGUAAGAGUUUUAUUUAUAUAUUGCUUCACCUAUACCGCCAAGAAAUUUUUUUGAACCAGUCUAUCAAUUCUUUUCAGUUCACACGAACGAAAAUAAGACAAUCUAUUUCAGACACUUACAUAUGCAAUCACUGCCCGGCCACUUUUGAAAUGUUGCGUUACUUAGAUGAACACAAGAUAAAGAAGCACAGAAUAUCUACAAGUUGUGUGGACCUGUCUAUUCCUGGUAAACUUUUUUUUUUGAAAAAUAAAAUAAACUUUAAUUAUUUGAAAAUUAGUGAAGUUGAGUGAUUCCCUGUUUGGAGUGUCUUCAUCGUUUCUCUCUUUACAGAGUCGCUGAAGGAAACUUGGCGGGAGCAUUUCCAAAGAUAUCCUCCUACGCAAGGACAAGUAAGUUUCCACGAUCUUAACUCUGCUUGAAAUGAAAUGAUUUUUCUAUAACAGGAGAAAAAAAUAGUCUUCAUGGAUGAGCUAUUAUUUUUAUAGUUUCUUACUAGGGAACUUCGCGAAGUCGUAUUUGCAAAUCGAGUUCAAAUUUUUAGUGGUUCAUAGACCGAAGUCAGAAUAAUUAGAAACAAGAAAAAAAUAUCUGCUUAACUAAUAGAGAGAUGAGAAAAAAAUUUAUAGAAAAAUGUGCAGAUUAGGCCUGAAAGUUUUCAGAAUACUGCUUUUUAUCUUAUUUUAUGUUUUGAUACAAUCGCCUUGAAUGAUCCGGCUAAACACUAAAAAACUUUUCUCCAGCCAAAAAAGAACAAGAAAAGCAGAAAUUUGCGGGAGAUUGCGUAGUUUCCUAUUUAGAAGAACGAACAGUUUUUUCUGUGUUUAUUUGCUCACGGAAACAAAAUUCAAGCCGGAAAAAAUAGUUACAUUUUGAGUGACUGCGUACGAUUGCAUUGCGUAAGAUAUAAGUUGAAAAGUAUGUUGUUGUGCGUCACAGUGCCAGCCAUUAUGCUUGUGCGCACAUCAAAGUUAUGACCGUAAUCAGUUCAUUUUUUCCAGGAUCUCGCCACUUUCAAUUUUAAUUUUGGACAAAAGAACGGCAACGAGACCUCUGAGCCAUCUUCUUCAGCGGAUACUGAGAAGAAAGGAAAUCAACGCCAUCCCUUGGUUUGAUUUUUUCCAAUAAAGCUACUUGCAUAGUAAAAACGCGAAUUGCAAAAGUCAAACAAAAUUUGGGAAAAGAAUUGAAUGUUCCUCAUAAAUGAUCAACACUUUUCAACUUUUACAGAAGCGAACUCAGAAAAAUAAGGAGCGAGGAGGGGUCAAAAAGCAAAAAAUGUCGAAUGGGGCUGCUGCGGUCCCGGAUCAGGUAUUUGAUCUCAGUAGGUAUUAAAAAAAUAUUCGUCUCAGAUCGCUAUUUCGUUAAAGGCUCCGCGACCAACUCGGUCCUCAUUCCCCAUAAAUUAUGCUCACAGGGAAAAACUUCAUGGAGAAGUGAGUUUUCAGUAAAAAAAAAUCUCUCAGAUUCUAUUUCAAUAUGAAAGUUUUUCACGAAAAUAGCCUGUUUUGAAUAAAUUUCGAGUCGAAUGAUACUUGCAGGUGAGCGUUCAACAUUAUAAAAGGCGCUACUUAGGAAAUUAAAAGGGAUUUUUUCAGGAAUACCCUGCUACUAAAUAUGAUGAUCCUGGAUUAGAAAGAGUCGAAGAUGGGGAGACGGAUGAAGAAUGGUCUGACGUGGAAGCUGCCGAUUCGGAUGUCUCUUCUGGCGAAGAUUACGAGUCGGACAAAGACGAGGUGCAGAAACAGAUCGCCCAAUUCCAAUAUGCGGAAGAAGUCGAUCCUUCGGACGACAAGAAAGACAAGGACUACGAAUAUGUUAGCGAUUCUGUGAGUUUUUAGUGAUGUCAAGGUUGGAAAGACGAACUUGUAUUUUCAUACCAGUCUCAUUUCGAAGAUGUUCUUAGAGGCUGUAGAAGGGUUCAACGAUUUUGUUUCAGGACGAAGACGACGACGAUGCGUACAACAACGCUGUCCCAGUCGGUUCCUUCGGAAGAAAAAGAAAAUAUUUGGUUAGCAACCUCAAAGGUUACAUUGAUUCAAUUUUUUCAGACUCGUACGUCUAACCAGAAUGUGAAGAACUAG